AUUUCUGCUAUUGUAAUUUUACGUUACUAUACUGAUUCAGCUCUUAAACCCUCUUCUGAUUUCUCAAUCUUGACUUGUUACUGAACCCUUCUUCUUCCCAGGCAAAAUUUACCCACUCCAGUCUCCGCCCGCCGCUGUUUUCCUUUUCCACAGAAUCUCCCCCCCAAAAGAAAGAACUCAAACAAUGGCGGCGACUUUCGCUCAGCCCCACGCCCACGGCCGCCUUUUCUCCACCUCCCCUCUCCCCAAACCCACCAAGAACCUCCGUUCCCCAUUCACAGUCCGCAUGUCCCUUCAAGAAACCGGCCCUUCAAUCGCCGUCGUCGGCGUCACGGGGGCCGUCGGCCAAGAGUUCCUCUCCGUCCUCUCCGACCGGGAUUUCCCUUACCGUUCAAUCAAAAUGCUGGCUUCCAAGCGCUCGGCCGGGAAGCAGAUGACUUUCGAGGACAGGAACUACACGGUGGAGGAGCUGACCGCCGAUAGCUUUGACGGGGUCGACAUCGCCCUGUUCAGCGCCGGUGGGUCAAUUAGCAAGCAGUUUGGGCCGGCGGCGGUGGAGAAGGGCGCCAUUGUUGUUGAUAACAGCUCCGCGUUCAGGAUGGUGGAUGGGGUUCCUUUGGUGAUUCCUGAGGUCAAUCCCCAAGCUAUGCGAGGGAUUAAGGUUGGGAUGGGGAAAGGAGCUUUGAUUGCAAACCCCAAUUGCUCUACCAUUAUCUGUUUGAUGGCUGCCACUCCAUUGCAUCAACGUGCCAAGGUGUUACGCAUGGUUGUCAGUACAUAUCAGGCAGCCAGUGGGGCUGGUGCUGCUGCCAUGGAAGAGCUUGAACUCCAGACUCGUAAGGUGUUGGAAGGAAAGCCGCCAACUUGUAACAUAUUUAGCCAACAGUAUGCUUUUAAUUUGUUUUCACACAAUGCACCAGUUCUACCGAAUGGAUACAAUGAAGAAGAAAUGAAAUUAGUAAAAGAGACCAGGAAAAUCUGGAGUGACUUGGAUGUUAAGGUCACUGCUACCUGUAUAAGAGUCCCCGUCAUGCGUGCUCAUGCGGAGAGUGUUAAUCUCCAAUUCGAGAAGCCACUUGAUGAGGAUACAGCAAGGGAGAUUCUGAAGAAUGCACCAGGUGUGGUGGUGAUCGACGACCGUGCAUCCAACCAUUUCCCAACGCCGCUGGAAGUGUCGAACAAGGACGACGUUGCAGUUGGCAGAAUUAGGCAAGAUCUGUCCCAAGAAGGCAAUCACGGGUUGGACAUCUUUGUUUGUGGGGAUCAAAUACGAAAGGGAGCUGCCCUGAAUGCCGUUCAAAUUGCUGAGAUGCUGCUAUAACUUCUGCUUGGACUGGACUCAUUUCCCCCUUUUUCUUUUACUGUUAAAGGUUUUCUUUUUGUUCAUCAUGGGAUAUUAUUAGUUCCUUACUCGAUUAAUGUUUUACUGCUACUCUAAUUUUGGGUCAUAUUCGGACCGGUUGAGGUGUUGGUUUCAGUGGAGAGAGAGAGAGAGAGAGAGAGAAUGCUUCAUAUAAUUUCAUUGAUUGUAAAACACUCUUUGGAGGCGGUUCAUAUUCAUGGUAAUCAUAAUUUUGGAUGAUAACUGGAAAAUGUAUUGGUUUCUAUUUGGUGUCCAACCAAUGUCUAAAUCUAAAGAGAGCCCAUUCAAAUAAAGUAAGA
This is a messenger RNA of Linum tenue, 1662 nucleotides long. Lineage: Eukaryota; Viridiplantae; Streptophyta; Magnoliopsida; Malpighiales; Linaceae. The record is from the annotation of a GenBank genome assembly.